AUGGCGCGCGCGCUCUCUCAGCGGACUGGCUCACAGCCUUUCCCUUUGCAAAGAUGGCGCUCGGAGCUUCCACUACCGGAAGCGCUCUCGAAGGUGACCUAUUCAGUCAGCUGCCUGGCUCGCUUUUGUAACGUUUCGACACGCCAUUGGUUCGGACCCCGGCAGCGGCUGCGAUUGUGUGUCUUCCCACAGCAGUUUCUCUCGAGAUCCGGCGAAUACAGUGACAGAGCAAAGAGCAAGAUGGCGGCGCCGGGGGGAGAGACUCAGGUGAGGAUUUAGACUGGGAGCAUUGGUGGUGAUUGCAGGACCCUCCUGGUCUGAGCACAAUGUGUGUGUGACUGCCAUGGGGGAACCAGGGGGGGAUCAGAGACAGGUCUUUACAUCACUGCCACAAUUAAACUCCUCCAAUGUACAAAUAUUGGGAUAUUGUUAUUUUAUUUAUUUUAUUAUGGUGUCUAUGGGUUGGGUGCAGGGGGUUUUAGGACCUCACUGUCCUCUCCAUUCAGAAUGGUGAUGGUAAUCCAUUUUUCCCCAUUUUCUUCACCCCUCCCCCCACCAUGGUGUGAUGAACUUUAUUCUGCAAUUUAAUGGCUGACUGUUUUAUAAUUUCUUACUUAUUAACUCCUCAAUGCAGUCCCAAUUAUGUUGUAGGUGUGUAAAGUACAGGACAGAACACGUUGCAUGGUUGUUCACUAUAACCAUUUACAUGGUUUUGACUUUAAAAGGGAAUUUAAAUUGAUAGGCCAAAAUAAUAAUGGGGAAAAACAUACAUUUUUACAGUUUGGAUAUUUUGUAUUUUUUUUUUUUCAUUUGUAAUGUCGAUGAAUAAGCAGAGUUGGGUCAUUAGGUGUUAGGAUGCUUAAAUCAUAUACAAGAUGCUAUAGGUUUUGUAAAGUACACUGGCAAAUAUUGGCAGAAUUCUAGCAAUCUCCACCCCCUCCCCCCACCCACCCCCAAACCUCUCUGUGUCACUCAGUGGAUUUGAUCAGGGCACAUAUCCUCUGCUUGAACAAAGGUAAGUAAUUUAAUGUCUUUUUGCUCAAAUAGGGGUAUCUUGAAAUUAAAGGAUUACUGUAGUCACCAUAACAAUUGCAGUGAUGUGUAGUGGUUAUGGUGUUAAUAGUCUCCAGGUGCUGUCCAACCAUUAAUCUGUAAAAAUAUUUAUAAAUGGUUUGACAUUUACCUUGUGUUGUCAGGUGAUCAUUUUCCUUCUAGUCCGUUAUAGUCUGUUAAAGCUGAAGUUUAUACUACCACAUUGUCAUACUAAUUUAUACCUGCUUUAAGCAGUGUUUUUGUUUGAGAGCCAUUGGCAGCGCUUUAAGUCAGUGAAUUCUUUUUAAACCUGGUAUGAUAAUGCUGAAUUACGAAAUUCUGCUUUUUAGUAGUGACUCAUACUGGAUGAACUGUGGGGGACAGACACAACAAGGUGAAUGUCAAACCAUUAGUAAACCGUUUGACAGAUGACCAGCAGACAGGGCCUGAGGACUCUUAGCACCAUAACUACUACAGUGCACUAUUGACACAGUAAGCUCUUUAAUAGUAUCUAAAAUCCAAAGUAGUGCCAGUUUCACAUUAAAAUUACACUUAAAUUCCACAUGGCACUAUUGUGUUAUAUUUAAACCAAUGUUAGUUCAUAGGUGACUGUGAAAAUAAGGCUACCUCCAUUUAUAUAAUUAAUGUUAUCUUUUUAGAAGCUCAUGGGAAAAGUAGGACCAACCUAUGCAAAGCUUUCAUUCAAUAUUUAAUGCCAUCCUCUAGUGUUGUAGGGACACUCUAAGCACCAUCACAACUUUGCAUAAUAACAAAGCUGAUGGUGCAUCGAGCACCCUGAACUUACUCUCCGCUCUAACAGGUUAGACUGUAACAAUUUGUCAGUUUAUAAAAAGCUCUGUGACUCAGGCAACCAGAAUGCUCCUUUCAGUAGUUAUGUCUGUUUGAUAGUAGUUACUCCAGCAUCACGUCUUGGGUUGAGCUCUCGUUCUAGCAGUGCACUAAGCAAUUAUAAUAGCUUAUAUAGCGCCAACAUAUUCAGCAGCGCUGUACAAUGAUAAACCAAAUCAAAAGUUGGUGAAGAUGAAAACUGGUAGCAGUCUUGAUAUUGCGGCUGUACGUUUUACGUUUUGUGAUGGAUUGAACUGCUCUUGAAUGAUAGGGAAUUAUGGGAUAAGAUGAGACCCUUCCUGAUAGGAUGUCUCUUUCUAGUGAAGGAUUGGUCUGCAUGUAGCUACAGUACAUCUGAAGGAUACUUUGAAGGUAUGUAUCCGUUUUAUUUUUUUAAAUUUAGUUUUUUACACAUUUAUAAUUCAUUAUCUGUAUAAUGCUUUAUAAAUAGGCUGUCAUAAGCUAUAGAUUCCCUUACCAUUUUUAUUAUCCAUUAAUUAGCUCCACAGUCAAGAUCCUUCUUUCCUCCUCCGUUUUUGUGGCUAUAGAGGUCGCCCACACCUGAGAGGCACAGCAAUGCUUUUCUUCCUUCUAAAUGGACACUUCAAGCACCAUAAUCACUACUGGCCCUGUCCUGGUUAUGUUGCCUGCAGUACCCUUGCUUCAUCCCAUGGUGAGAUGUGAAACGGUCUUGGUACUGUUUGACUUACCUGGGUCCUGCCAAGAGCUCUCAGCCACAUCCACUGAAUGAGGUUUUCUUCAAUGUGGGUCCUUGCUCGUUGUCUGAAAACACUCAGAGGACACCCAGCCAAUGAGUACACUCCUGCAAUGUUCUAUAGAGCAUUGCGAUUCUCUUGCCGGAGAAGACUCAAUGUAGUGCAUGCAGUCUAGAUCUCCCAGCUGGUUUUAGGUUAAGUUGUUGGACCGUGCUAAAACGGUUUGACAUGUUACAGUGGGUUGUAGUGGAUAUGGUGCUGAUGGUCUUUUAAAUUGGGGGAAGUGAGCUUUCACCUGAUAUUUGUACAUAUAUGUACAUUAAAAGGAUGACAUUAUUACAGCGCUAAAAUAGUCUGCUGUUUUGCAACUAGAUGGAACUUAUGUGGUCUUUUCUCUGUCCUUCAAUCUGGUCAGAAAUAACCAAAUUAGAACCACUCUCCAUCUCAGCUUUUGGUCGUAAUUUUGCCAUUUCCUGGUGAAUUCUAGACAAUUCUUAUUUUUGUUAAUAACCCAGACAGGAGACUUUCACACUGAAAACUUUAACAGAAAAAAACCCCUCUAAUAAGCGGUAAUUGAUCGCAUGUACAGCUUUCCUCUCCGUAGACAUCAGAACAGUUGCAGACUUUAUUAGAACCUACAAUAAACAAAAGACAAGGCUACCCAAUCUAUACUAAUAGAUUCCUUCUUUUUUUACCACUUUUUAUUUAUUUUUUCCCCCUUCUGUCCCUGGAUGCACAGAAGCAUGUUUAUGUAAAUGAAUUCGUGGAUGGCUACAGCUAUUAUCUGUACUUUCAUCUACUUUCUGGUCCAGCUCUUUGUGCAGAGUGAAGCAGAGCAUGCUGGGAUAUGACUAGGCCUGCAGUUUUUUGAUUAAUAGAAUAGACUGUAGAUCUGAGAUAAUCAGCUGGGGUGGAAAUACAAUUCUCACAAUGCUCAGCAAAGAUCCAGAAAGAUUAAACGCAUCACAAAAUUGUAGUCAUGCCUCAUUUGGAGAGCUACCUGUUGCCUCACACAGAUUUAUAGAUAAACGGUUUUAUUGUAUUAACCUUAACUUGCGGUAUGUAUGUUAUUGUUUCCUUGCAAACUCGACCUCCCUGAGAUAUUGCACAUAUCAUCAAAUUGCGUUGAGGCACUGACAGACUUCUGCGCCUGGCUACUGCAUUUAUUGACUGAUUCAUACUUGUGAGGAUAUUGCAUAAGGAAGAUAAUUUGCCUUGAGUCCUCUUCUAUCCUAGUGUUUAUAUGUACCAAGUGGAGAAUCCAUUUUUUUCCUAAUUAAGUUUUAUUUAAAAAACAAAAUUAAAGGAUCACUAUGUGUCAGGAAAACAAAGCGGUUUUCCUGACACUAUAGUGCCCUGAGGGUGCCCCCACCCUCAGGGUCCCCCUCCCGUGGCCCUGAAUGGGUUAAAACCCCUUCAGCAGCUUACCUUAUUCCAGCGCCGGGCUCCCUCGGCGCUGGUGACCUCUCCUCCCCUGCUGACGUCAGCUCCCUUUGUCGACGUCAGCGGAGCCGAAUGCGCAUGUGCCACAAGUGCCGCGCACGCAUUCAAGCUGUCAAUAGGAAAGCAUUUCUCAAUGCUUUCCUAUGAACGCUCUGCGUGAUGGAGGCAUAAUAUCCCUCCAGCAUCACAGUUGUGCCUCAAGUGGCUGUCCGGAAGACAGCCACUAGAGGCUGGCUUAACCCUGCAAUGUAAACAUAGCAGUUUCUCUGAAACGAUGUUUGCAUCUGCAGGGUUAAAACCUGAGGAACCUGGCACCCAGACCACUUCAUUGAGCUGAAGUGGUCUGGGUGACUAUAGUGUCCCUUAAAGUAUGAUUUUGAAAAGCAAGAUUAAAUAAAUUGUAUAUUAUAACAAAAAUAUAUUAAAGGAUCACUUCCGUCACCAUAACUACGUAGUCUGUAUGAAGUUGUUAUUGUGCUAGGAGGUCACUGGUCGCUCCCUUAGCUUAACCGGUUAAGGACGGAGGUAUUUGUCCGCGUUCUGAACCCCCAAUUUUUUUUGAGCUAUAGAUCUGUUCCACCGGGAUUUCAGUGUUUCUUUUCAAGUGCCUCUGUACUUAUGAAUCGUUUGUUAAAGAACAGAAAUGGCUUUAAUUUGAUUUAACAUAUAUGUAUAUAUAACUUCUCAUUUAUAAUACAAAAAUGCAACAAAAACAAAGUUUUUCAACGUUUUGACAAUAAUAAUGUGUUUAAAUAGUGAAGCUUAUGAAAAGUAAUUCAAAAUAAAUAAAUUUUUUUGUCCUGAUUUACAGAGUUCAUAAUAUCUCUAGGAUUUCAGUUUAUUUUUUGUAGUUACAGGUCACAAUUUAGAAGGAGUAAAAUAAAAUUAUAAUAUUGUGCGAAUUUAGAAUUUGGUAUGUUUGUCAUGUAAGAUUAAUAGUGUUCACAGAAUACAGAAUUGCCACAAAAAGUGUAUAUUUAUAUAUCACAGGCUAUUAAAAACACAAUGUCUGGUGGGUACAAGAUACACUUCUACCGAUGGUGGACUGCUAAAUGUGAAAAUUAAAGGGACAAAUACCCCAUGUAUAUGUUGGUAUGUACAGAAUAAUAUAUUUAGGACAUUAAAAAAAACAACCCAGAAAAGAACAGAUUAUAGUGCAGAUGGUAACUAAGUAUAAGCAAUAUCACAUGUAAUGGAGCCUAUAUAUAUUGGCUCCAUAUUUAGGGCUGUUAUGCUCUUAGGGCAGCAUGACACCACUGCUUUAAUUAAGAUGUUCACUUCGGUAGAAAUAAAAGAUAGAAAGACAUCCACUGUGUAUUAUAUCAAUAUAAAACAAAUAAAAGUAUAAAUUGGGUAUUGAGCUCCCCUUUUACAGAGCCUAAACUCCCGGCUAUAAGGUAUAGUGCCACUAUAGAGGGCAUGGUACAACUUUUUAUUUUUCAGUUUUUACAUAAUUAUUUUUUCUGCUUAUUUUGUAAAUCUCCCACUUUAAUAUAAUGAUCUUGGCUAUAGUCCCCAACAUCUUCUAAGUACAAUACCCCAUUUGUAUACCUUUGCAAAGUAACAAUCUAAAAGGAACACCAUAGUGUCAUGAAUACAAACCUAUGGGGCGUGUUCAGCGCCUCCAUGCAAAGUGUAAAGACGCUGAACGACUGAGAUAGGAAGUACCUCUAGUGGCUGUCUAGCUGUAAAAACCUGCCUUUUCUCUGGAAAUUAAACUUUAGCGAUCUGGCAAGGGGGAUGGGUGCCAUGGGGACCCCAAAUUCUGGUUAUAUAGUUUGAGAACUGACCCAGAAUUAGGGGAUGGUGCCCACGGUCUACUAGUACCAUAACUAAUACAGGGGCAUGUGGGGUUAUGGUACUUAUAUUCACUCUUUUACAAAAUAAUAUGCAGUGCUCAUUCAUGUAUACCUAACAAAUUGCUAGCUUUGAAGGAAAUGUAGGUCAGAGGGGUUACUCCAACAACUAUGACCACUUCAGUAUUUAGUCAUAGUAUAUAGAGAUUUUAAAUUGCUGUAGAAGGUGUAAAACCACCACCAGCAGCGUCUUUAGUACGUCAUAAGUGAUCCUGGAAUGAGUUGGGGAUGGGCUCAUAUCAAUUUUGUGUAUAUUCUUUGCACAGAUGCUCAUUCUGUGGCUGAGAGUAAUCUACUAAGGCAGCACGAGCAGAUUGUUGUUAAACCUGCUGCAGAGGAGAACUAGUGUCCAGGCGUUUACAAACCGUUGGGACAAACAGCACUAUUACCGGAUAACAGUGCUAGGGUACUCCUGACAUCCUAACCACUGGAGCUGUUUGCAGUGGUUAUGGUACUUUGGGGCAUUUAAUCCUGGAGGAAGCCAAUUCCUUGGUACUUGAUGCAAUCGUUGCUUAGUUUGAGCUGGCUUGUAAAGCACACGGGCCAAAGAAAAUUGCUCCCACCAGAUGAUUAGAUCAGCAGAGCAGUUUUCACAGUAUGAAACCAAGGGGGCUGCACUCACCUGGACAUGCUUACCUUUUAUGGGUAUGGAGCCAAUUCACUAAACAGCAGCUUCAAAGAUCACAGAUUUUAACUCUUGUAUAAUUAAACUUGGAAAUGCUGGAAAAAAGGAACAACUAACAAAAAUUGUAUCUUUAUCUUGUACUCGAUCUCUCGUUUGCAGAAUUUUCUAGUUGCGGAAGAAAGGCUUUAUCCGUGAUACUUAUUCCAUCUGAGCGGCUUUCUGUAUUAAUCCUGCAAUUGUUACAUGAUCAGUGUUCAGUAUCAGGCAGCUGCUUUCCUAUUUGCCAGCAGCAGAUUUAAGGCAUUCACAUUCCUUAUAAAGGGUUACUCCAACAGAAAAACAGUGUUCUAAGAAAAAGCUGUUUUUCGUCAGAGCAGCACCUUCCUUUCCAGUGCCAAGGCCAAGUUCUCCCUCAGCCUGAUCCUCCACUACUGACAUCGCUCCUGUUAGGGGGGACGGUUUGAGGGUAGGACAUAGCCAAAAUGGAGAGGGACAUGAUGUCAAGCUGACACUAGCCAGACUGGAACGUUCUGGCUGGUUAAUUACACCCCAAUGAUGUUGCCUUAGGUGGAGUUAUACUUCAUAGCAGAACGCUGCGCACACAGACUGCAGGCACCAUGACCACUGCAAAUCAGUGAAGUAGUUAUAGUGCUUAAAGGAACCCUUUAAGUGAAGCUGUGGACUCCUUAAGCUGAUUCUUUCCAGGUUUUUAACAUAUUUUGAGAGUCGGUGUUUGACACAGAAUAACUUUGUAGGAAAUCACUAAACCGUUUGGUGUGGAGAUAAAAACAUAAUUGCAGAAUGAAACUCAAAUAGACAAAAUAAUUUUCCUAUUCUGUCUGUAUCAUUGCAAGGUUAUUGUUAACUCUCCAUGAAUACCAUGCUUUAACGAUGUUACCACAGUAAUGAUUUUUAACAAAAUUCAAUCUAAUGGUAGCUCCAUUGAAAGCAGAACAAUUAAUGCAUAUUUAAUGUAUUGUGUUUAAAAGCUUUCAAUUAGUUCAAUGGAGACGGCGUGCUCUGUAUGUGUAUUGAUGCUGUGUUUACAAGUGUGGUCUUAGUUACAAUGUAUCCUCUACGGAUCUGGCUAUUUAUAUACAUCUAUGCUUUAAAGGAACACCAUAGCUUUAGGAAUACAAACUUAUAUUCCUACUGCUCUGGUUUUUAACUGCAUAUUUUUAUUUCCUUCCAGUCGGGAGAGGGUUUAACAUGAGAUUUACCUACUUUUCAGCAAUCACUAUUACAGUCUUCAUCCUGCAGCUCUGCCUCUUUGGCUUAAGUCAUCAAUGUUGAUUAUCUCAGCCAGUCCAAUGUUUCCCCAUAAGAAACCAUUGGGAGGCUAUUUUGCAUGCGUGGCAAAUCUACAACAUCUGAUUUGAGUUGCUCAGUUUAGCUUAACUAUUGGAGUGGGGAGUGCCUUUAGUGUUUAGGGUUAAAACCAUAGGGGCAUAGCACUAGACCACUUCAUUGAGAUGAACGGGUCUAGGUGUCGAUAGAGACAGUUUAAUGGGACACUAUAGCAUAGGAAUACAAACCUGUUUCCUAACGCUAAUUUGCCUUAGUCCCUAUUUAGACUAGAGGGCCCACCCCCAGCUGCAUUAAAAAAAAAAAGUUGUUUUUUAUCAACUUUUUUCCCAGCUUUGAGGCACCCUCAGUGGUGCUGCCACUCUGCCUCCUGCAAUUUUAUCCAUGAUGCACGUGUGCGGUAAGUGACGUCCAAUGCACAGCAAUCACAUCCUGAACUGAAACUGCCACGCACAGUCAACCCAUAAUUCUUACCACGCAAGGUGAUCUCCUAAAUAACCACCCAUGGUUCCCUAAAAUUCUUUCUCUUCAUUGCUAGCAAUUUGGCUCUCAAAGUGGCACUAAGUUAUUUCACGCAUGACUUAAACUCUUAGUAAGAAAAUAAAGGAAAGUGAAGUGUCGACACUGUUGCUGUAUAGAUGAUGGUUUGACUAACCCCCUAAACAUGUAGGGUUUAAUUUGUGGCUUUGUUUAGUUGGUAAAUUGUGUCAUUGAGGGGAAAUUGUCAGGUAGUUUUGGGUUUUGUGACGUUCUAUAUAAUAAAUGUAAAGGAAGUUAAUUUUAGGAAGUUAUAUUUUUGUAUUUAAUAUGAAGAUAUCAUUUUUUUUACUUUUUUUUUUUAACUUUUUUUUUUCUUGAGUCAUAUGCGACUACAUGAGAAGUUUGAUGCAGGUCAAUAGAGUGACGCAGUUAGUGUCACUAGAACAUGUGCCAAAAGUCGUGUCGGAAUUAUGAUGUAUUUAAAUUGACCUUGUGACUUUUUGCUUUCUCUAUAUUAGGGGAUUAUUGGUGCAUUAACAGUACUAGGACACAUCAGAUCUGUAAUGCUUCACAAUAAAAUUGCACAAUUUAUUUUUUUUUCUUCUCAUUAAAAAUAAAUAAAUGAAACGCACCAAAUACUCACUGAAAUAUACUGGAGAUCCUCUUUGGACAUCCAUAACAGGAUGAUUUAAAUGUGCGUGAGGCUUACUGUUUCUUUGCAAUGAAGGCACAGGAUGACCAGCCUGUCUGAAUUGGCAGUAUGCCAGCUGAAAUGAGCAGUGGCCAUGUCACAUCCCAAAUCAGUUGUAAAUUAGGGAGAUCUAGAUUGUAAACUUGUUUGAGCAGUGUCCUCAUUAACUUAUUGUUCCUGUAACAUUUUUGUAUUAGUCUCAUUUAUUGUUAAAUUUUCCACUUUAUAAUAUUGUAAAGCUCUGCGGAAUAAGUUGGUGCCAUAAUUUUUUUUUUAUUUAAUUUUUUUUGGACAUUCUUUAUUUUUAUUUUUUAAAAUUCUUUUUCAUUCGAUAAGUACAGCAAGUACAGUUCAACUUUUGGGCUUGCGCAGAAGUCAAUAUUUGAGAAAACAUUCUUGGAAAUACAAUAUGUAAUAUGAGCUUACAAUACAAGGCUCUUUUUAAUCCCAUUGUGCCUUGCCUCCUACCGAGGAUUUUAUUUUUAAUCCAGGCAAUUGGCAAUUUAGUUAAAGAAGGAGCCCUAGCUUUUCACAGGCCAGGUUUGUCUUUAGGCAUCCUCGUUUCUCCGACUGUGUAAUCAUGCCUGGGUGAGAAAAACGGAAAAAGAAAAAACACAACCCCUGUAAACCAAGGGGGAAAAAAAAAAAAAAAGGGGGUACGAGGAUAUAUGAGAAGAGAAAAGGAGAAAUGGCAAAGAAAUAGAGAAGAAAGAGAGGGGAAGUGAGAUAAAAGAUGAGGGGGGCAGGGAAGGAAUGGGGCCUUCAGAAUCUAGUUCGCCAUGAAGGUUCUUUGUUGCUAGUCUCCAACUUUAUCACUUUCCGAUCCCUGUUAGUCUCAACUUGAGCCCACUAUACUAUUGUCCCAAAUUUUCUGGAAAGUUACUGUCGUCCCCUUUAUCCUUGCCGUCAGGUCGUCCAUGUUUCUGCAUUCUCUUAUCCUGGAUAUCAUGCCUCGAAAUUCCGGACCCCCAAUUGAAAGCCAUGCCGUUGCUAUUGCUCUGCGGACAUUCUUUAUUUUUAACGUGCGUGGUAAAACUGACAAAUAUGCUCAGACAUUUUAGCAAGAGAAUUGCAUCAAUAAACAGGUUACGAAUACAUUUAAAAAUGUCGAUGAGACUGCACUUUUUAUAGUAUAGGGUGCAUGAGGUACGUAGCUAGAUAUGCAGAAGUAUAGAGAAUAAAACUGACAGUCAAUCAUACAAGAGUAGAUCUCACUGGCAAUAGAGGUCAUCAAUGGCCUGUUAACAGCACUAAUUAAAUAACAAAUGUCAAAAAGAGAAAGCUUAAUCACCAAAAAUAAACUUUAUGCAGAGUCUCUAAAGCCUAUCCAAUUCCCCUUAGGGCAACACUCGAGAACCCCAGUGGUCACUCGCUGGAUGGAGUCUGCCGCCUCGCUCUCACAAUGUCCGUCUCCUGCAAAUUCAGGCAAGUGCCAACCUGCCUCCAGGCCCUACUACAGGCAAUGGCACUCUGUUCUCCCGUCCCAGCGCACCAGGCGUUCCAAAUCUCCUCAGGUAGUGUGGUAUGUCGAUCGGUUCGGCCUUUGAGCUGCUGCUUCAAGGUCUUCCAAGUGUGGGACUGUGCAGGAGUCUAGAGACCCGACGUGCCUGCAACCUGAAGAAAGUCUCCCUCACCCAUCCAGCGCCAUCGUGUGGGCAGGUUGCUGUUAAUGGAGGCCUCAGGACUCUCCGGGCACUUGGGAGUUGGGCCGCCAAGGGGUAAGGUCGAGACACAUUAGAUGCGGAGUGGGUAGAACGUCUUAGCCAAAAGGAUCUGCGCCAACGGUCAAAUGUCUGUAAGAUGUCCUAAUUGGCAACCUUAGUGUAGCGUUCGGGUAAGUGCUGUCAUUUUUUAUAGUUAUAACUUCAGGAGUCAGCUAUGUGAGAAGAUGGAUUGGUCAGUGUAAGCCGGGAUAACCCCCCACUGGCCCAAAGGGGGAGCCCAGACGAUAGUGGGACACCUCCGAACAAGGGACCAGCCGCUUCCCCUGUCCUGAGCCGCCCAGCAGGCCGCAGAUGAAUCUGCCGCUGGGAUAUCUGGAAAAUCUAUCUCAAAUUCAACCCUGAGUGUGGCAGAAUGAUCCUCAGUCGAGUCAGUGUUAGCAUUGUUGAAGAAAAAUCAACCAAAAGGUGACUUUUAUGAAGUAUAUUGUGAGGAGCACUGCCACCAUGCAACUUUCUCUCUUGGCAGUCAGGCCCCCCGGCACUAUUAUUGGCAUUUAUACAGAGCUAACUUAUUCCAUAGGGCUUGACUAUAUUAUAAUGUUAUAUAUUGCUGAGCAUAAACUGUUUUCUUCAGUAAGCCAUUAAUUUUUUUGCUAUUGUCCAGGAAAUUUGAAAUUCUAGGCCAAAUAGGGGGAUAUAAAAUCUCAAAAUUAGAGCAUUUUCUAACUAUGCUAACCUUAUUGACGUAAAUUUUUAUAUUCACUGGACUGUUCCAGACAAUUCAGUUUAGCGCAAAGUCCUUAAAUGGUCUAUGGUAUGUGCUUAUAUCACAGAAUAGAUUGCCAGUUUUGGCUGACAUUGGUGAUUAGUGUAAGAGUACCGUCUACUUUCUGCAAAUGUAUACUUUUUUGUUUGUUUUUGGUGACCACAAUUAGACAAUCUGAAAAUACCAAUUUUUACAAAUGUUGUUCCUUUUAUGUGUCCAGUGAUCUUUUUUUAUUAAAUCAUGACAUAUGUGCCAUGCAACUUCCAGAAGUUUAUUCACAUUCUAUGUGUUGUAUUAUUAAAAGAAAAAUAUAAACUGAAGAGUAUUUAUUAUAUUGUAGGAUUUGGCUGUUCUGGCCCAGGCAGAGCCCACCAUGCAUUUGAUUUUGACCCCCUAUUAGCCUUGUGGAAAUAUAUAGAAUAUUACAUGUGCUUUUUGCCAUUUCUCAAAUGCCCGCGCAUGCAAGCGAGCACUUGAAGCAUCACGGGGGGAGAUGACCUUGCCCUGGGCACAUGUUCUGAGGCAGAAAGUGUUUUAUAUACCCAGUUAACAUAACACUGUGAAAUACUUCCGCUUUCUGAAGUGCACUAAGGGUUAUUCUCAGUGUGUCCACUUUGCACACUUAAUAAAAGUGCUGAUUUUAAGAGAAAUCACCACAUUUAUAAAUGACCUAGGUGACAUGGCAGAGUGUAUUUCUUUACUCAAUUUUGUGCACUGGCUUGAACAGAACUACAACGAAGCAUUCUAUAAUUGCAGUGAGAUGAUUGCUGUGGGGUCUUAGGACCCCAGAGGUUCUCUGUGAGAAACAUUGGAUUGGUCCGAGUUGCACACCAGUGGGGUUCUCCUGGGUGCAGAAUUGAGCUGAAGCCAGGAGAUCAUCUCACCGCUAGAUUAGAUGUAACCACAUUAUUUAAAGGGAAGAGGGAGGCCCCGGUAUCUAACUGUUAAAACUGGUAGUUCCACUUUAAUUCCCUCACUAACCUACUUGGAGAGUGGAAGUUUAUUUAGCGUGUAACUAUUACAUAUACCAUUUAAAUGCUAUUAACGUCAAGCAACAGAGAAUGCAUUGUUGUUUUAUUUGUAUUGGCAACCGCCAAUAGUAUAUUUUAUUUUUUUCUUUCUUUGUAGUAUAGUAACCUCUGACUUUGAUAAUGACAUGUUCUGUAAUAUUUAAAAGGUCACUUAUUGGGAAUUUGAGAAUAUUCCCCCAGGAAGAGACUUGGCAUGUUGAACUUCCCUAAACUGCUACAAAACAUAUAUUUCUUGUGAAGAGGAGAGUUCAAUGAGGCAGAAUUAAAGAGGUAGUCUAAGCACUCUGCCACGCACUUUUAGUGGUUAUGGUGCUAGUUGUCUGUUGUACCACAAAUGGGAGUCUCUAGCACUCUAUUACUAAUGCAGAAGUACUCAUUGUUUGUUUUUCAGAUAUACCUGAGCAUUACCAGGGUACUUGGAACAUAUAUUUUCCUUCUGGGCAAUGCUAUACUUUAUUUUCUUCAUACAACCAAGUAACUCUUCUCGCUCUUUCACUGACUUGUGACCUGAUUUCCAUCCGUUAAUUAAUUAUACAUUGUUUAACCUGUUUUCAGAGGCGUCGAUUAGAUUUCAGUUGGUUUGAUACUUGAGGAGUGGAGAACCUAGGUUAGGGGGUGGCUUUUAAUCUAAAGUACACAUGUUUUAAAGAGAAACUCAUGCCUGGUUCAAACUUUUUUUAAAUUUUUUUUAUGUUUUGACUUCUACAGUUUUGUCAUAUCACCUAAAAUUAUAUUCAUCAGCUCGUAUCUUAAAUAAGGGAGUGCUUUGCCUUGUGUAUAGCUAUUGAGAAGGCAAAACCAACACAAUUUCAUUUUCAGUGCCAUUCAUAAAAUCAACUGAAAUAUUAGUUGGUAGACAUAGUGGUAAGGUGGCUAGAUCCUGUGUUUUCUUGCACUUAUUGAUAGAAGGCACAUGAAAAGUGCUGUCCUGCUAUUUGAAGAAUUUGUAUGCCGGGAGAAUUCUCCCUGAUAAUUGACUUGAUUUCCUUCUUGCGGCAUAUCAUUUCUACAUGCAAAGUGUAGAACUUUCCAUGUGCUCCGCAUCAGUAUGUAAAAGUGAUAUGUGUUCAGGAAACCAUGGUAAUACUGAAAGUUCUCCAAACUAGCUGUGCUUUGACUGUUGGGUUACUAUUUGUUUCAUAUUCUGCUGGUCACAAUUCUGCUCUUUAAACUUUGAUUUUGGAGCCAUCAACAUGAGUAACAUUUUAUUUUUCCUUACAGACCAGCCUCAAUGGUUCAGUCGGAACCGAAGCUGCCGUAGCGCCCGAUCAGCAGAACCAACAGCAGCCACAGCAACCCCCUCCCCCUAACGCGUGGCAGGUGAUUAAAGGGGUGGCAUUCAGGUGAGUAAGAGAGAUUUAAUUCUACACUUUUUGUUAGGAUGGUGUCUUUCCAUAAGCCAGUUCAAAACAAUAUUGCAAGCAGAGUAACAGUCUUUCCAACUUCGUGAGCUAUAUUGUAGAUUUAGCUGCAAUUAACACUAGAGGAUCUGUGACUAGAUCACAAUAUUUAGGUAAUUACCUGCUGGUUUGUAACACCUUCUUACAAUUCUAAAGCUCUGUGGAAUGUGUUACCUAUUAACGAUAAUAUUCAUGUCAUCGUGGGACCACUCCAGCUACAAGGAUCUUAACCUCUGGUUCAUUGCAUUUACUGCACCUGUGCCUGUGGCUGCCCAAAAAAAAAGACACGAGGUCUGACAAAUUCCUAACGGAUGGAAUUGGAAAAGGUGAACACGCCAUGUGGAUGGGGUCCUUUUCCAAAUGACUGUAGUAAUAAAAAAUAAAAAUAUUAUUUUGAUGAAAACAUGCUAUAUCCAAUCACCAAGCAUCCAACCCUAUCCAGCAGAGUAAUUUAUUCAUGGGUAACUUGUCAUGUCAAGAUCUUUGUUAAAGGUUUGUGUUUAUUGACUUUCAAGUGGGUUAUAAAUGUGUUUAUAAAUAUAUGUAAUGUGUAAUUACGGAGAGAAAAGAUAGAAAUGUAAAAAAGUAGGUUGUUUAGGAAAAAUGUAUUUAAAAAACGUAUAUGUGUGUAAGGACAGGAUUAUCCUGAAUUAGCAGUUUUUUAGGGAGCAUUAUCAUAGUUGGAUGUUAAAUGAGGUAAACCUCUGCCCCAACAAAUUUGGGCUAACUUGGUUUGCCUCUUUAAAUAAAAUGUUUUAAUGACAUUAUUCUUUUUCAUUAUCUUUGCAUGGGAUUUUCCCCACAGAAUCCCAUGUUAAAGUGUCUUCAUUCUUUAUGGAGGCCUCUGUAAUACUUUGUACUAAUCGGUCUGUUGUUUUUAAGAGAGUUUGCAUUUGCAUCUCUGUGGCGGCCCGUGAUUUGAAAUACUGGAUCCUCUUAGGAUGUGUUGGUUUGGUGUUUUGUGCUUUAUUUUAUUUAUUUUCUUCAUGUGUGUGAAAUUUGCAGGUAGCAAUUACAGAGUGGAGAGACUGUGCAUAAUUAGUGUAGGAAAAUAGCAGUGGUGCACUGUAUUAAUUAGGAUGCCAGAUACAAACAAAAAGAUCGAGUUCAAAACAAGAGUAAAAAUGAAAUAAACCAUAGCUUGUAGUUUGUACUUUAAAUUUUUUUUAUUUUUUUUUAAAUUGUAGUAUGGUUUACCACCGCAAUGUAGUAUUUAGAGGGCAGAAUAGAGAAAGGGGAAAUAAUAUACUAAUCAUGAUUUAUUAUAUUUUUAUUUUAUUUGUUUUACUCCAAUUUGGCUGCUUCUUGUCACAUAUUAGCGGUUUGUUUCUAAAAUGUGUCUGAUUUACCCAUCCUGCAGUUACUUUUACUUCAGUUUUGCUUACUAUGCUAGUUUCUCUCCCCUUUGUAGAAUUUUCAUAAUAUGGGCCAUCAGCAGCUGGUUUCGAAGAGGAUCUGUUUCACAAGACCAAACUCCUGGAACAACUGGAACACCACGACCUCCAAGUCGCAACCUUUUCCCCCGGGAUACUCUCAUGGUAUGUCUGUAUUGGUCAUAGUUAUGGGGUGGGCAGAAGGGCAUGCCGUUUACUAGGAUUGGGGACAUUGCUGUAGUGUCACUACAAUGAACCACCCUCUUUAACUUUCAGGACCUUCAUGUGUUCCUCUCGGAGAGUGAGGUCUUCACAGAAUUUAACUCCACGACGGCUCUUAUUUGGGAGCAGAGGGAUUUGGUGUAUGGAGACUGGAGCAGCGGGGAGAAUGGAGAUGGCUGUUACGAGCAAAACUCUGAGGUUGUCAUUCCAGAGGUAAAUCCUUUCCCACCAGAGGGGUUUCUAAUCUACAGAUAAUGACAUACCUGCCAUUAUCCAACCACAUCAUUUUAUUUCUUUUUAUAUUCUCAUUAGUUUAUGUUGGUUCUUUAUUUACCUUCCUUAUUUAGCUGUAUCAAAUUCUUACUUGUAAACCAAUCUUGUGGUCACGAGUUUAGAAAUCCUAAAGCAUGUUCUUUAUUAGAAGGUUGGCAAAGUCCUUGUAUAGUGAAUUUUAACCCAUUGCAGCAGUGGGGACAGUAGUGGUGUAUUUAGGAUUUUUGGGCGCACCCCCCCACCCCACCCCACCCUUUAAUUUAAGUUUUCCCCACCCCUUCCAGUAGUGGCCACACUUUGUAUGCAUCUAUCAGUGAGUGUGUGAUGCGUACUCACUGGCAGGCGCGCGCGCUCUCUCACUGGCAGGCGCGCGCGCUCUCUCACUGGCAGGCGCGCGCGCUCUCUCACUGGCAGGCGCGCGCGCUCUCUCACUGGCAGGCGCGCGCGCUCUCUCACUGGCAGGCGCGCGCUCUCUCUCACUGGCAGGCGCGCGCGCUCUCUCACUGGCAGGCGCGCGCGCUCUCUCACUGGCAGGCGCACGCACUGACUGACGCGCGCUCACUUUCAUUCGUUCAAGCGCGCUCGCUCUCAUUCGCGCGCUCUCAUUCAUUCACGCACUCGCACACUGCUCUCAUUCACUCACUCACGCACGCACGCACACUGCUCUCAUUCACUCACGCACGCACGCACACGCUCUCAUUCACGCACACACGCUCAUUCACACACGCACGCACACGCUCUCAUUCACUCACCGCACGCACACGCUCUCAUUCACUCACCGACACACGCACACGCUCUCAUUCACUCACCGACACACGCACACGCUCUCAUUCACUCACCGACACACGCACACGCUCUCAUUCACUCACCGACACACAAAUGUAAAAAAAAAAAAAAAUUUUUUUUUUGGUUAAAUCCACCCAGGGAGAGCUGGAGUGAAUAACUUACCUGUCCAUUAGGGCUGCUGGGUGGGCAGGCAGAGUAGGCGGCGAGGGAGCUCUGAUUUUCCUGCUCAGUUCGCACGCCGCUUAGUGAUGCCGGGAGCCGGUUUACAUCCUAUUCCGGCUCCAGGCUUCAUUAAUCGGUGCAGAGGGAGCUGAGCAGGAAGAGCUCAGGUGAGUAUGCCCCCUCGCUGCCCACUGCCAGCCUCGGGGGGGAGGGGGGAAACAAGGAAAGCAAGGGAUCUGCCUGGGCGUUUUGCUGCCCCCUGCAAAGACUCCUUGUUUGCCUUGUGUAAGAUACGUCCCUGGGGGACAGUUCACUCCCAUAGAGCCUUUCCCAAAUAUGGUCUUUAGUUUCCAUGUCCACAUUGUCUUCUUGGGAUAGUUUUGUUUUUCAGAGAUUCUCCUCAUCUUUGCUUCUCCAAUGCAGAAAAUCACCCUGGUGUUAAAAAAAAAAACAAAACAAAAAAAGUCCCUACCAGUACUCAUGAAAAUUAAAGCGGCACUGUCAUGCCGAACUUACCUUUCAUUAAUCGCUUUCUCUUCCUCUCUCAGGAUCUGUUCUUUAUAAAAAAAAAAUGUUUAUCUGCUCUAGUUUUACAUAGUGUCCCGCCCCCACCCAUGCUCAGCAAGUGGGGGCUAUUCAACUAAACAGGGGACAUCACCUUUUUUGCGUGCGCUGAUUGGUUGGUUAGUUUAAGUCAACUAAUAAUAGUGCUCUGAUAGGUAAAUAGUGAGCCUAUCAGAGCAUUUGGGGGGGGGAGGGGAGGGGUGGAUUUACAUUUAGCCCUCACCCGUUGCGAGUAGGGGCGUUUGGGAGAUUACCUUUAUGCUAAUAUGGGGGUCAUAUUGAGGGUAACGCUAUGUCCAAAACCGGUAUAAGUGUGUGCCUGGCCUAAUAAUGUCUUUACAGUGUGCACAGCUUAAUGAAUAGUGAGUUGUUUUAUCCCUAAUGCAUAAUCCACUCCUAAGUGCACACUAUGCAAUGUCUGUGGCACAAUCUUCAGCUUCUGUAUAGGACUGCCAGUGAAAGGAAGUAUUGGGGAGAGAAAAUUCAGUAUCAGAUUUGAAUUGAUUUACUGGAUGUUUUCAUUUUUAAUGUUUAAAUUUAUAAGCCAGUUAUCUUCUUAGAAACCAUGUAUCUAGACUUAGAAGAUUAUAGCCAGCGGAUCAUAGUGAAAUUGGAAACAGGGGUGUUGGUUUGAAUGUGUUGUUUUAUCUGAUGCAGGGCGUCCAGAAUAAUGGUUCCUUCUACAUCCAUGUGUAUUUAACGAAGAGUGGCUUUCACCCAGACCCAAGUCAGAAGGCUCACCACAGGAGACUGGCCACUGUGCAUACGUCUCGCAGUAAGGAUGUUUUACUAUCUUCCCUCCUCCCCCCGCUCUUUAUUUUGCGCAUCCCUGCCAAUCUCCUCUUUCCCAAUUCUUUCAUUUUAUUCUCCUCAGUCAUGUACUUUUUCCUCUUGCAGUGCUAAACAAAUUUAAACGUCGCCGAUUUCUCAAGACCAAAAACCUUCUGACAGGAGAGACUGAGGCCGAUCCAGAAAUGAUUAAGGUGAGAUUUUUGACAUGUUUUCCAUGAACUCAUACUCCUCAUCUUGCUUUGUGUUCUCCUGUAAUAACAAAGUUUAACUUUCCCACUGCUUGUGUGUCUCCUUUCAGAGAGCGGAGGACUACGGUCCUAUCGAGAUCAUCUCACAUUGGCAUCCAAAUUUAACAAUAAACAUAGUUGAUGACCACACUCCGUGGGUCCAGGGCAGUGUACCUCCACCUCUGGACCAAUGUAAGUUUCCAUGUUAUACUUUUCCAAAUCUUUUAUAUCAUCUGAUUUAAUCAUUAUAUUGUUAGUGGAUUCUGUUUGACCAAUCCGGGAGGAAAUUAUCAUAUCAUAGCUGGUAUCAAAACUGGGCAACUUUAAGCCCUUUAAGUAAUAAUCUAAGUGAUUCUUACAGGUAAAAGCUGAGCUUGGUAUCACUCACCUUAUAGUCUUCUAAAUCACCUGAUUUGAUCUUAUCUCAUUCAGGGAACAUUAUCACAACAAUGUAAUGUUGUAUGUUUGGCCUUAACCUGCUUUUGUCUUAUGUCCUCCACAGAUGUGAAAUUUGAUGCGGUUAGUGGUGAUUAUUAUCCGAUAUUGUAUUUUAAUGAUUAUUGGAAUCUACAGAAGGAUUAUAUGCCUGUAAAUUCCAGCGUUACAACUUUGCCCCUGCGGUUAUCAUUCUGUCCACUAUCCUUAUGGCGAUGGCAGCUGUAUGCUGCGCAGAGUUCCCGCAGCCCUUGGAAUUUUCUGGGGGAGGACCUCUAUGAGCAGUCCGAUGAGGAGCAGGACUCCGUAAAGGUGAGAAUAAAUUGCAACGGGUUUGUAAAAUGUGGGAGAAUUUUUUUAAAGACAAUUGAGAGGGUUGAAAUAUUGCCACAUGUCCUCUACCUGUUUGUCUUUUCUGGGUUAAAUGAAAGAGAAAUAUCUUAAAAACAAAAAACUAAUUCUACAGAGUGAGUCAAGUGACCAGCAAGCAGCCACACACAAAAAAAAAACACUUUAAAAAACAGAUAAAGGGAACGUUUUUUUUUUCUUUUUUCAAAGAUAUAUAAAAUGAUACAGGAACGCCUGGGAUGAUCUCUGCAUGGCUUGGGUGAAUUCAAGUGUGAGCCCAAGAUAUAGAUAAAAAUGAUACAUCUUUUCAAGAAGUGUGAAGGGAGGCUCUGUGACUGACAGCCAGGGAGGGCAUGGCUGGGUCUGCAGAAAGUCUUUUAUUUCCUAAAUAACAGAAGAUUGAGUAUUGAGACUGCCGGGGCAUGAUCUAUACACCAAAACCAGUUCAUUAACCUGGAGUGGUUUCAAAGCUUUGGACAACCGUUUUAAGAUUCAUGAUGAUGGCAUAGGGUAAUCUGUGCUCCACAUAAAAUACUGGUAAUGUUGAGAUUAACGUCAGGCUGCUGUAGGUAUCUAAGUGGUUCUUUUGACUAAUUUUGUGUAUAGCAAGGAAGCUGCAGAUAUGGCUGCUACUUUUUUUUUUUUUUUUUCUCUUUCUUUUUUUCUUCCAAUUUUCAAAUAUUUAAGAAAAAUGCUUAGAAAUUUAGAAAGCUGUGUGUUAAGUAAUUCUUUAGGGAAAACUGUAAUCCUAACUCACGCUAUGGGGCAGGCAAUUUAAACUGUGCUCAAAUCCUGGUACAUUCUGCCAAGCGUAACCUGUUGGUUAAAAGCGUUGUAGCUCAAAAACAUCGGAGAGGGCAGGACUUGACAUUCCCGUUAUAGAACUUCAAAUGCCAUGGAAGCACGACUAUAUCACUGAGAAGACACAUUCUAGUCUCUUCUGUUAACAAAUAUAUGCUUGAGAUGCCUGGAAAAAUGAAAGGUAGAAAUGCACAUGUCUAUAUUUAACUCGUUCGUGUUUUACCAUCUUAUCCUAUUUAAAAACACUUAGCAUAGAAAGAGUAGGAGAAACAAAAAAAUGUUUUCUGUUUCUCCUCCUUCAAUGCAAUGUGUUCCCUGGUUGUGUCAGGACUAAACUGGAUUGUCAGGUUAAUCUUUAAUAUUCAUUUCAAAGAAAGAGUAGCACCAAAGAGGUUUAAAAAAAAAAAAAAAAAGUUAAUGGAACACCAUAGGGUUAGGAAAACAAACUUAUAUUCCCUUCCCACUAUAGUGUUCGCCUCACCAUUUAGCUUCUUCCCUCUUUAAAUCUAAUUUUCAAAGAGGGUAUUACUUAACUUUUUUCCAGCAUUAAGAAGAGUUUACUGGAGCUGCCCAAUCAGCCUCCCACAACAUCACGCUGACUCUUCGACUUCUCGUCCAAUUCAGUGCUCCUCGGUGGGGACGAGAAGCGUGUGCACGGCCAUCUUUGUGCUCCUCCAAUAUUCCAAUCACGUGCUCCCUAUGAGAAGCAUUUGAGGAAGUUAAUGUUGGGAGCCAAGUCUGACUCUCAAGAAGAUACCGAUUAGAGGUGUUUUUAGCCCUGCAAUGGAAACCUUGCUGUAUCUUCUAAAUGGCAGUGUUUUACAUUGCAGGACUAAAAUGACAAAGGCACUGCACCCACACCACUUCAUUGGGUGCUUAGAUUAUCCCGUUAAUACAAAUUUAUAGGGAGUUUUCAGUUUUUUAAUCAGUUUACAUGAUGUACUUUUCAGAGAUGUAACUAUUCUCAUGUCAUUUUAUUUUAAGAUGGGUAUAUUCAUAAUUUAGGAUUAAGUUCUCUCCUGUGUAAUUUAGACUAAAAUACAAAAUUACAUCCACUUUGAUCAUCAUGUCCCAUACUGCUCCUUACAACCACAUAACCUUUUAUUUUAUUUUGUUCUUUCUAACAUUUUCAGGUGGCACUUUUGGAGACCAAUCCCUAUCUACUUGCACUGACCAUCACAGUGUCCAUUGUUCACAGCAUUUUUGAGUUCCUUGCCUUCAAGAAUGGUAAGGUAGUGAGGAAUGAAACACACAUUUAGUGAGUGCUGUGUGAUAAUUUAAUUGGAAAAACAUUGAAGGGUCAUGUUAUCAUAUGUAGGAAGACAUGGGUGUGGUUGUGUACAGAUUAUAUUUCUAUCUGAAGAUACAGUCCUUAUAUAACUGCCUUUUCAUUUAUUCGCUGGUUCGAUUUUUGGCUUGCAGACAUCCAGUUUUGGAACAGUCGUCAGUCACUGGAAGGCCUGUCUGUGCGGUCAGUCAUUUUUGGCGUAUUCCAGUCUUUAGUGGUCUUGCUGUACAUAUUGGAUAAUGAGACCAACUUUGUGGUGCAAGUUAGCGUGGGCAUCGGUCUGCUCAUAGACUUCUGGAAGAUAACAAAGGUCAUGGAUGUCAAGGUGAGUUUCAUCCAAUAAAUGUGUCCUUCCCAAACACUCGUUAAAGUGAUGGUAAACUUUGUCUUGUUUUUGUUUUAUUUUUCCAUUUCACUGAAAUUAUUCAUGACGAUGAGUUGUUGAGUGCUGGUUCUCCUUACUUUCUCACAGAUAAGCAAUUGAUGUCCAUAUCUACCAGAGACCUCCAGAAAUAUAAACUAACACUUGUCUAGCAUUCUUAAAAUUACUUCUUACUCUUCCACAGCUGGACAGAGAGAACAAAGUGGCAGGAAUCUUUCCUAGAUUAACGAUGAAGGACAAGUCCACAUAUGUAGCGUCAUCCACGAAGAUCUAUGAUGAUGUAAGUAUUCUCCUCCUUCUAUUCAUUUCAAGCUAGAGCCUUUAGAAAACGAAUACAUACUAUUGUUCAGCUUGGUCUGUAUCUAGGUAGAACAUCUUGAAAGCAAUCAAACUAAAGUUAAUGAAAAUUAGAAACCUGAACAAAAUAUUUUUUUAAAGUCUCCAUUUACAGCUUGUAUUUUACAAAUCCAUGGCUCCUUGUCUCCUGGAAAGAAGUUUAAGUUCCUGCAAUGAGGAAUUCUAAUAAUAAUGAAAAGACCUAUAUUCCCCACUUUAAUUAUCCGAAAGGAUGCAUCUCCACCAUCCAUAACACAUGUUAAUAAGAAACGUAGAUGUUUUGCAUCACAUCUCCUAUGCAUUGAGUUAGAGGUGGUCAGGGUUAUUCUGUAAUGGCUGAAUUGUCUGAAAUUCAGGCCCCAAUGGUCGAACUGGAAAAGUUCAGCUAUUUGGUCCUAAUAUUUGGUAUGCAUCUAAAAUGUAUUUGAUGUGUAACUAAAAAUGAAUCAAUGUUGAUCUUUUUAUAGUUUUUUUUUUUUUUUUUUCAAACUUUAAUGACGAUUUACUUAUGGAAUUGAAGUUGUGGCCUAUAACACACUAAAGAAAUUGCAGCUCCUUAUUUUAAGACUUUUGUUUGUGUCAAUCUACUUUAUAUAACUAAACCCUGUCACAUCUACUCAGAUGGCAUUCCGAUACCUGUCAUGGCUGCUGUAUCCUCUUCUGGGAUGUUAUUCGGUGUACAGCUUGCUGUAUAUGGAGCACAAGGGCUGGUACUCGUUUGUACUGAGCAUGUUGUACGGAUUCCUUCUCACAUUUGGUAAGUUUGAAAAGGUGUGCCGUUUUAUGCCCUUCUCAUUUGUUAUUUUCUGUGAAGUUUAGCAAAGUAAUUCAAACAUUGUCUCUCGUUGCUCAUCUACGUGGAUUGUUUUCCUUAUUUAUUCUUUAGGAUUUAAAUGCUAGAGAAUUAAACCUAGCUGUUAUAAGAAACUGGGAUUAACUCCAUUUACAACCUGAAUGACAUAUUGAGAGCUGGGUUAAAUGGUUCAUUCUAUUUAACUAUAUACACUUGCUGCUGCUCUAAAACUCUCUGUACAUUUAUUGGAAAAAUCGUUUUAAAGGGAUACUCUAAGAGCCAAAACAACUUUAACUUAAUGUAGCAAUGUUGCCGUAUAGAUUAUGUCCCUGCAGAAUUUAUGAUUUAUUCUCUUUUGUUUUAAAUGUUUAAUCACUGUGAUUGCAGCCCUAGCCACACGCCCACUAGCUAUCUCACUAAUGUAUUGGGUUCUCUGACAAAUAUCUCUUGUUUUUUUUUUGUUUUGUUUUUUUCUCUUAAGUUUAUCAUGUGUUCUCCAACUGUUUCACAGAAAUCAUGAUAAACCAAGAUCAAUAUAGCUCUAACUAGCUCAUUUUGAACAUCCCUGUGCUUAUGGAACUCACAACAGAAUGGCUAAAGAUUCUGUUUUGUGCCAAGAAGAAAACUGUUUAGGAGCAUUAUCUAAGAUAAUAUAUCAUUUGUUUGUCCGUUCUUCUGUCUGAUGCACUGUUGACACCAGAUACCGUGGGUUAAGUAAAUGAGCUUAUUAAAAUGUUUGUCUUCUCGCCCAUAGGUUUUAUCACAAUGACUCCACAGCUAUUCAUUAACUACAAGCUGAAGUCAGUCGCCCACCUCCCAUGGAGGAUGUUGACUUACAAAGCACUGAAUACCUUCAUUGAUGAUCUCUUUGCUUUUGUCAUCAAGAUGCCCAUGAUGUAUAGAAUUGGGUGCCUCCGAGAUGGUGAGUCCUUUACGUUUCUUACAGAUAUUGUGCAGAAUUUGUUUUGGAGCUUUUAAUUUGGCUGAGAGUUUGGAACUGAAUUGAUAAACAACUCAGAGCCUUAGAAUAGCAUCCGGUUAUAUUCUUUGUAAAUCAACCGACUUGAUUAUGUAUUGGUAGACUUUGGGAACGUGAGUCUCUGAUCUUCCCAUCCAGGAAUUUCUCAAUUAAACUUGAGGCUUAAUUUAAAAACCGUGAAUUGUGGUUUGCUCUCCAUUAAUAUGCAGGAUUUAAGCAAUGUUUGUGCAAAUGACUCUGUUAUAUGAAAUUUAUUUUAAAAUAUCUUAAAACCUAACUAAAACAGAACAACCCCACCCCCUUUAAAUGAAAAUAUUAAAAUGGAUUCUUCUGUGUUAUGAACGAUAAAGCCCCUUUUGUGGAGAGACAUUUCUCACAGGUGCCACAACUACCUCCUCCUGUUGCCUAAAAUUUUACUGAUGGCACUCUUUUCUGGGUUUACCUUUGUGUUUACAGAUUGAAUAAAAAAAAAAAAAAAUUUUUUUAAAUAUUUUUCUCUUUAUCAGAUGUGGUUUUCUUCAUCUAUCUGUAUCAGCGUUGGAUUUAUAGAGUGGACCCAACAAGAGUAAAUGAAUUUGGGACAAGUGGAGAAACACCCGUUCCCCUGCCUGUCCAGGAAGGACUUGCGUCUCUUCCUCCUGUACCAGAAGACACUUCUCCACCUAAACCAGAUGAAGAUAAAAAGAAGGACUGA
Molecule: messenger RNA, 24313 nt
Organism: Pelobates cultripes (western spadefoot toad)
Lineage: Eukaryota; Metazoa; Chordata; Amphibia; Anura; Pelobatidae
Source: the annotation of a GenBank genome assembly